ACUAAAUAUUAUAUUAUCAAAGCAAACUUUGUAGAAUUUGACAACGUAGAACUUCAUGUGGAAACCUCGAAACUAUGAACAUAUGUAAUUAACUAAUUAUAUAUAACACUUCAAAAACAUGGCAUAGAUUUGAGGAGUUCAACAAAAUCAAAGAGGAAGAAGUGGGUCUCUGUCUCUGUCCUUAAAUUUCUCUUUCUUUCUUAGCUUUCCUUUGAAGAAGAUUAGAAGAUGAUUGAAGAUACACUUCUUAUUCACAAGGACUAUGUGGACAUAAAAUCUAUAAAGAAAUCUCCAUUAACAUAUGGGUUGGUAGUUUUGGUCAUCACUGCAGUUUGUGGAAUGUAUCUUUGCUCAAUUAAUUUAGAGCAUCCAAGGGUUAUUAUUAGAGCAAAUACAAAGUUGUUGGAACUUAGAAGUAAAGUCUUUAAUAGUAAUAAUUAUUCAUCAUCAUCUUGUUAUCCUUAUGGUGUGGAACAAUGGGAACUUCCCUACUUGCAUUAUCCACAACCCAAAACUUAUAAUAGAGAGGAAUGUGCAUGUAAUCCUGUUAGGUUUUUUGUGAUCCUCUCAAUGCAAAGAUCAGGAAGUGGAUGGUUUGAGACAUUUUUGAACAGCCAUGGCAAUGUAAGCUCCAAUGGAGAGAUAUUCUCUUUGAAAAAAAGAAGAGCAAAUGUUUCUUCAAUUUUGAAGACAAUGGACACACUUUACAAUCUUGAUUGGUUCACUAGUGCUUCCAAGAAUGAAUGCACUUCAGCUUUGGGAUUCAAAUGGAUGCUCAAUCAGGGUUUGAUGGAGAAUCAUGAAGAGAUAGUGAAAUACUUUGAAAGGAGAAAGGUUUUUGUAAUAUUUCUUUUCAGAAGAAAUUUGCUUCGCAGAAUGGUAUCUGUGUUGGCAAAUUCAUAUGACAAAGAUGCCAAGCCAUUGAAUGGAACCCACAAGUCUCAUGUUCACUCUCCAUUGGAGGCUAAAAUUCUUGCCAAAUACAAGCCAUGGAUCAACACCACGUUACUGGAAUCAGAACUGAAGGAAACAAAAGAGACAGCUUCUAUUAAACCACUCUUCCACCUUAGUGGAAGAGUGGUUUAA
This is a messenger RNA of Arachis ipaensis, 1086 nucleotides long. The record is from RefSeq and is a predicted model, not a curated record. NCBI's taxonomy places the organism in Eukaryota, Viridiplantae, Streptophyta, Magnoliopsida, Fabales, Fabaceae.